AUGCUGUGGUUCGACGGUGCCCUGGACGCGCCACGAUCGGCUAGGUUUGGUCAAGGUUCUGGUGAUAUUCUUGGUGUCAACUGCUGGGGAACAGAAGACAGCCUGUUAGACUGUCACACCCAUCCGAAUCCAUUUCAAGUUUGUCUUGUCGGUGGGUCUAACGAUGCUGAAGGAAGAGUAGAGGUACUGAACGAUGGAUCCUGGGGAACUAUCUGUGACAACAGCUGGGAAUUGAGAGACGCGAGGGUAGUUUGCAGAAUGAUGGGGUUUAAUGGAGCCUUGGACGCACCGACAACUGCUAGUUUUGGUCAGGGCUCUGGUCGUAUUCUACUAAAUUAUGUCAGCUGUGAGGGAUCUGAAGACAACCUAGCAGAAUGUGCUCAUGCAGGAAUUGGACUUAACCCAUGCAGUCAUACAAAGGAUGCAGGAGCCAUUUGCUACUCAGGAACCAAUCCAACCCCAUUUGAUGUUCAUCUGAUUGGUGGAUCAAAUGAAGCUGAAGGCAGAGUAGAAGUAUUGUACGAUGGAUUAUUGGGAACUAUAUGUGAUGACAGUUGGGAUCUAAGAGACGCAAGAGUAGUUUGCAGAAUGCUGGGGUUUGAUGGAGCCUUGGAAGCACCGAGAUCUGCUAGGUUUGGUCAGGGCUCUGGUCGUAUUCUGCUAACGGAUGUCAUUUGUGAGGGAACAGAAGACAACCUGGCAGACUGUGCUCACCGAGGAGUUGGAGAUUAUACUUCAUGCAGUCAUGCCAAGGAUGCAGGCGUCAUUUGUUAUUCUGGAGCACAUCCUCAGCCAUUUCAAGUUCGUCUGAUUGGAGGGUCUAACGAUGCUGAAGGAAGAGUAGAGGUCACACACGAUGGAUCCUGGGGAACUAUCUGUCAUUUAGGCUGGGAUCUGAGAGACGCGAGGGUGGUUUGUAGAAUGCUGGGGUUUGAUGGAGCCUUGGAAGCACCGAGAUCUGCUAGGUUUGAUCAGGGCUCUGGUCGUAUUCUUCUAAAGAAUGUCAACUGUGAGGGAACAGAAGACAACCUGGCAGACUGCGCUCAUGGGGGAGUUGGAGAUUAUACUUCAUGCAGUCAUGCCAGGGAUGCAGGCGUCAUUUGUUAUUCUGGAGCCCAUCCUCAGCCAUUUCAAGUUCGUCUGAUUGCUGGGUCUAACGAUGCUGAAGGCAGAGUAAAGGUUAUGCAUGAAGGAUCCUGGGGAACUAUCUGUCAUUUAGGCUGGGAUCUGAGAGACGCGAGGGUGGUUUGUAGAAUGCUGGGGUUUGAUGGAGCCUUGGAAGCACCGAGAUCUGCUAGGUUUGGUCAGGACUCUGGUCGUAUUCUGCUAAAGGAUGUCAACUGUGAGGGAACAGAGGGCAACCUGGCAGACUGUGCUCAUCGAGGAGUUGGAGAUUAUACUUCAUGCGGUCAUGUCAGGGAUGCAGGCAUCAUUUGUUAUUCUGGAGCAUUCGCAAAAUUUGAAAAAAGGUCAACUAGUAUAAAAAUACUUUUCUCCUCAGCCCAUCCCCAGCCAUUUCAAGUUCGUCUGAUUGGAGGGUCUAACAAUGCUGAAGGAAGAGUAGAGGUCACGCAUGAAGGAUCCAGGGGAACUAUCUGUAAUUUAGGCUGGGAUGUGAGAGACGCGAGGGUGGUUUGCAGAAUGAUUGGAUUCGAUGGGGCCUUGGAAGCACAGGGGUCUGCUAGGUUUGGUCAAGGCUCUGGUCGUAUUCUUCUAUUUAAUGUCGGUUGCGAUGGAACAGAAGAAAACCUUGCAGACUGCGCUCAUACAGAGAUUCAACUAAACACAACAGAACCAUUUCAAGUUCGUCUUACCAAUGGAACCACCGAUUCAGAGGGCAGGGUGAAGGUUUUGUAUAAGGGAAGCUGGGGAACUAUUUGCGAUGAUAGCUGGGAUCUAAGAGACGCAAGAGUAGUUUGUAAAAUGCUUGGAUUUGACGGAGCUUUAGCCGCACCUGGUAGUGCUACGUUUGGUGCCGGAAGCGGUAAAAUCUUGUUUGAUGACGUUGGAUGCAAGGGCACAGAAGACACCCUUGCUGAGUGCUACCAUCGAGGGUUUGGAGUCAACAACUGUGAACAUGAUAGUGAUGCUGGUGUCAUUUGUUUUAUAGAAGAUCCAUUUCAAGUUCGUCUUGUCGAUGGAUCUAACGAUGCUGAAGGAAGAGUAGAGGUACUGCACGAUGGAUCCUGGGGAACUAUCUGUGAUGACUGGUGGGAUCUAAAAGACGCGAGGGUGGUUUGCAGAAUGCUAGGGUUUAACGACGCAUUGGCUGCACCUAUUUCUGCAAGGUUUGGUCAAGGACCUGGCCAAAGUCUUCUGACAUAUGUUCGUUGUAAGGGAACAGAAGAUCACUUGGCAGCUUGUUUUCACGCAGGUGUAGGAAGUUCUCAUUGUAGUCAUGGUAGUGAUGCUGGCGCCUCUUGCUCCGUGGGAGGUAAGCUUUUCAAAUUUCAACUUGAUAAUGGAGCCGAUGGAUAUGAAGGAAGAGUUGAGAUACUACACGAAGGGUCUUGGGGAACUGUUUGCGACGAUUCAUGGGACCUGAACGACGCUAAAGUUGUGUGUCGACAGUUAGGAUUUGAUGGGGCUUUAGCUGCUCUACCCCAAGCAAGAUUUGGUCAGGGUUCUGGUGAUAUCUUUCUGGAUGGUGUUCAGUGCAAUGGAACAGAAACCAACCUCAAAGACUGCAAGCAUAAGGGGAUAGCAAUGGUAAUAUGUAGAAUGCUGGGGUUCGACGGUGCCCUGGCCGCGCCACGAUCGGCCAGGUUUGGUCAGGGUUCUGGUGAUGUUCUUCGUGUCAUUUGCUGGGGAACAGAAGGCAGCCUGGCCGACUGUUUAGGUGUGUGGCCUGACUCUUCCUGUGGGCAUCAUAAGGAUGUGGGCGCCGUGUGUUACUCAGGAGAUCCAUUCCAAGUUCGUCUUGUCGGUGGGUCUAACAGCGCUGAAGGCAGAGUAGAGGUACUGUACGAUGGCUCGUGGGGAGAUAUCUGUGAUGACAGUUGGGAUCUGAGAGACGCGAGGGUGGUUUGUAAAAUGCUGGGAUUUGAUGGAGCCUUAGCCGCACCGGGAUCUGCUAGGUUUGGUCAGGGAUCUGGUCCUAUUCUUCUAACUCGUCUUGCGUGUAAGGGAACAGAAGACAACCUGGCAGACUGUGCUCAUGCAGGGAUUGGAAAUUAUACUUCAUGCGGACAUGCCAGGGAUGCAGGCGUCAUUUGUUAUUCCGGAGUUCGUCUUGUCGGUGGGUCUAACGAUGCUGAAGGCAGAGUAGAGGUCAUGCAUAAUGGAUCCUGGGGAACUAUCUGUGAUGACAGCUGGGAUCUGAGAGACGCGAGGGUGGUUUGCAGAAUGCUGGGGUUUGAUGGAGCCUUGGACGCACCGGGAUCUGCUAGGUUUGGUCAAGGUUCAGGGGAUAUUCUUCUAGAUGAUGUUUGGUGUUCGGGUACAGAAGAAAACCUAGCAGAAUGUCCACAUAGAGGGGUUGGAGUUCAUAACUGUGGACACAACGAAGAUGCUGGUGCCAUUUGUUAUUUAGGGACCCAUCCACAGCCAUUUCAAGUUCGUCUUGUCGGUGGGUCUAACAAUGCUGAAGGCAGAGUAGAGGUAAUGCAUGAUGGAUCCUGGGGAACUAUCUGUGAUACUUGGUGGGAUCUGAGAGACACGCGGGUGGUUUGCAGAAUGCUUGGGUUUGAUGGAGCCUUAGCCGCAGCGGGAUCUGCUAGGUUCGGUCGGGGCUCUGGCCGUAUUCUUCUAGCUUAUGUCGGGUCCCAUCCGAAUCCAUUUCAAGUUCGUCUAUUCGGUGGAUCUAAUGACGCUGAAGGCACAGUAGAGGUCAUGCAUGAUGGAUCUUGGGGAACUAUUUGUGAUUAUUCAUGGGACCUGAGAGACGCCAGGGUAGUUUGCAGAAUGCUUGGGUUUGAUGGAUCUUUGGACGCACCGAGAUCUGCUAGGUUUGGUCAGGGCUCUAGUCAGAUUCUUCUAUCAUAUGUCGAGUGUGAGGGAACAGAAGACAACUUAGCUGACUGUGCUCAUGUAGGGAUUGAACGUUACUCAUGCAUUCAUACAAGGGAUGCAGGAGCCAUUUGCUACUCAGGAGCCGUCCAUCCUUCCGCGUCAAAUGUGCGCGGCUUAGACAAUGGUUACGCCGCCGUGCGCGCAGGGUUGGUUCUCCGACCAGGCGGAUACAAUAUGACAUCCAAAAAUCAGGGGAAGUGA
Molecule: messenger RNA, 4212 nt
Organism: Strongylocentrotus purpuratus (purple sea urchin)
Lineage: Eukaryota; Metazoa; Echinodermata; Echinoidea; Camarodonta; Strongylocentrotidae
Product: deleted in malignant brain tumors 1 protein-like
Exons: 15
Coding region: 1-4212 (1403 amino acids)
Cellular component (GO): membrane
Source: RefSeq, a predicted model, not a curated record